UCUUCGUGGAUUUCAAAACUUUGGAAAAGAAGAGGGCGUACAAAAACUGUAUUUUUUUCUCUUCGGUAGCAAGUAAACGUAAACGCAAGUAAAAAUAACCUCAUGAUAUUUAGUGUAUCUUUAUUUAACAAAUAAUUUAAGCUAUAACUUAAACUGUAUUUUAUGAUAAAAUAACAUAAAACCGUUGUUGUCUUCGGACAGGGUUUUUUAUUUUUUAUUUUAUCAAGCAUUUCUUUUGGCAGCAAUAAGCUACAUUAAAUAUUAACAUUUCCUCUUGGAUUCACCGACCGAAUAACACUUGAGUAUAUGAAAAGUUUCGUUCAUCGUUUUUUUUUUUCUUUUACUAAGGAUAAACUAUCAGUGAACUAAUUGCACUUCAUAUUUUAGUGACAAUAUUGACAAAAGCGUUUUUAUUUCUCCCCCGCGGAUACGCCUUAUAGAGAACAGUCACCAUGUUAAUACUCCUGGCCGGAAUCUUCAUCUUCCACAUUACCACCAUCAUCCUCCUCCUCAUUGCCACAAUCGACAAUGCCUGGUGGGUCACAGAAACUGUGUCCACGGAUGUGUGGGGUCAGUGGGUGAUGGUCAAUGGAGGCUGGAAUUACACUGACAUCCCCGACAGUGCCCUACAAGAUUACCUCCACGCAGUGCAGGCCAGUGCGGUGCUGGCCUGUGUGUUCUCCAUCCUGGGGCUGUUUGUGUUCCUGGCCCAGCUCUUCACCCUGGGCAAGGGGCAGCGCUUUACCUUCUCCGGCCUCUUCCAGCUCAUCUCCUGCCUGUGUAUAAUGAUCGCUGCCUCCAUCUACACGGAUGUCUUCCACAAGGAGGAGAGCGGCUCUCACGGACACUGCUUCACCAUCGCCUGGAUCUCCUUUGUGUUCACCUUCAUCUCCAGCGUCAUCUACUUCGUCCUUCGAAAGAAGAGCGAGUGAGAGCGACUCGUAAAGUCCAGCUGCUCCCGCCAGAGAGGUGGUGGUGGUGGCAGGGGGGGGGGGGGUAAAAAAACAGGCCAAAUCCAUUUUUAGCUAUGCGUUUUUUGCAGAGGAGGGUGGACAAGGGUAGGGAUUUGACAUUUGUAAUUGUUUUGUUGGUUUCAUUUAGAUUUUUUAUUUGCUUGCGCAUCAUUUCUUUCUUCCUGUUUGAAAUAGAUUUUCAGCCCAUUUGAAAUCGUUUGUGGUGAUAAAGACCCAAACACAGGGAGAUAGGAGGAUUAAAUGGAAUGAAAGAGAGAGAAAAGGGAUAGAAGAGAUACAAGAUGGGGACACGCUCCCUCCAGAAUGGCAACAGUGACUGACAUGUUUUGCAUCCUGGUCUGGUUCCAAUUCCUCUGACACCCUUUAGAAAAGGAUUGUGAAAUCCUCUAUAAAAUGAUAAGGUGCAUUAGCAAAGAGAGGCUACAAUGCUAGAUUAAACCAGCAGAAGGAAUACAGAUAAGCAGAUUUAGCUAAAUGCUGGACAGGCACCACUCUUUCAUGCAUUUUCUCUCAAAUCAUUGAUAUAAUCUCUGAUCUGUUUGCAGCGUGUUGUCAGGAUUUUCAGCACUGUAACUGAAGCUGAGAAGAAGCACUACACACAAAACAGGCCAUUUUGUCAAUAGAAGACACGUCUCCUUUAUAGUAAAUCGGAAAACUGGAAUGUUGGAAACGUUUAGAACGGUUCCAAGUCAUUGAAUCACAAGCACAGAUAGUUUGUGGAAUUUAUCCUGUGUUCAGUGCAUAGCCCAAUUCACACCAAAGAUUUGCAAAGUCACAGAACCUGUUGCAGAGAGGAGCUGCAGCAGUGUGAACUACCAAUCUCAGAAUGUCUAAUGCAACUUGUGUAGUCACAGGUGGCGAGCAAGAGAACAUGCACCAGUUUCAGCUUGUUGUGUCACAAAUCUUUGGUCUGAACAGGGCUUUAGAGCUAAUUUCAUUGUGUACAACUGGAAAGAACAACAAUUGUAUGUUUCCAUUUUCUAAAAGCACUUGAGCUAUUGUAUUACUUUUCAAUACAGAGCAGUCCAUGUUUUUGGGUUGCUAGAACAUAAUAAAGAUGCGCAUAUUCCACAAUUUAUGAACAUGUCACAAAGAAAUAUCUGAAAACUUUGAAUGGAAUAUUACAACACAAUUUCAAACUGGACAGUGACAUUCAGAUAUCAGAAUACAGGUGAUUACCGGUUCUAUCUUUAUCUUCUUUAUUGGCGCACUGUGUCCAAUUCUUUUACACCACUGUGGUGUAAACUACAUAUUGUGACGUUAUUCAUUCAUACUAGUGUACAAAAACAGGCUGAAAUAUAGUUGAAUUGAAGGUAUCUGUUUAAUGUACUGUAUAAGCAUACUGCUAUUCCCUAACAAAUGAACAUACUGUAUUUUUUCCAAUAUUGUUUCAAGAAUUAUUGUUUAUAUCAUUUUCCUUAUUUUUCAUUUUGCAAUGUAUUUUUACUACAUUUCUUAAAUAUUUGGAUAUUAUUCUUAGUAAAAGCUCAGAUUUGUGACCUUUUGUAUGGACCUCUAUAGGAUUACAGAAUUGUGGAGGCAUAAUUCAAUCUGCCGGAUUCUGUUGAAUUAGCGCUUUGAAGAGUAGUUAAACAUUCCAAUCAAAUAUAUGUGGUCAAACACAUUAAAGGGUGAACUGAGGAUGAGAGGUUGGAAAAAAAAAAAGAACAUCUGUAAUACAAAAAAGUUCUCACAAAUAUUAAUGUUUUAUAAUGUAUACAUUUAUCCCAUGAAGGAACAAAAUUUUCUGAAAUAUUGGAAAUACACUGUACUGUAUAUUGAUAUCACUAUGCUGAAGCUCAAAUAUACUAUAACGCAGUCUGUCA
Messenger RNA from Conger conger (European conger), 2800 nucleotides. It is a transcript of the gene emp1a, whose product is annotated as epithelial membrane protein 1. NCBI's taxonomy places the organism in Eukaryota, Metazoa, Chordata, Actinopteri, Anguilliformes, Congridae. The transcript has 5 exons. The record is from RefSeq and is a predicted model, not a curated record. Gene Ontology annotation, cellular component: plasma membrane. The coding region runs from base 453 to 932 and encodes 159 amino acids.